UUCAAAGUUCAGCAUGAUUUUCAAUUUCAAUUCAUCUAGUAUUCUGAAUUGAUUAUAUAUACAUUGAAUGGUAUGGCAUUCCAAUGGACUGUUCAUUCCGUAAGUUGGGCAGGAUUGCCGUUGGCGUGGAUAUUGAGAAGAUGGAGCAGCGAAGACAUCUUGAGAUAAAAGGGCCUUGGAGCUCAAACCAUGAUAAGCUCAGGGCAUCCAUGUGGGAGCUGGAGUUCUAUGGGUCCGCUUCAUGGAGUACCCUCAGCCUAGAGGCCAUGUUCGAAUAUGUCAUGCUAGCCAUAAUGGCUAGGACGCCCUGUAUCUGGUGCACCAGCAACUAUAUUGAAUACCAACCCGAGUUUAUGCUAGAGGUAUCAUGGAAACCCUCUCAUCAGAGUCUGUUCCAAUAGGCCCCAAUUUGAAGAUAUAGCGUUUGCAUAACUGAAGCCAGUAGUACAGCGUACCUUUGUAAAAAAAAAAAA
Molecule: messenger RNA, 473 nt
Organism: Aspergillus caelatus
Lineage: Eukaryota; Fungi; Ascomycota; Eurotiomycetes; Eurotiales; Aspergillaceae
Exons: 1
Coding region: 84-401 (105 amino acids)
Source: RefSeq, a predicted model, not a curated record